CGUAGUAAAAGGGUGAAGGUGUAUUGAUCAUAAAUACGAUCUUCUAUACAUAUCUAUUGUAUAAAUAUUGGGUUGAUAGAUGGAUAAAUGUUACAGCAUACAUUUUGUCUCUGCUGCCCCCUGCGGUCCAGACCACCGUUUCAUACGAGGUUGUUGUUCAUGCUGCAAUCGUGCACGUUCUCCAUUGGUCAACGGCAGCAAAACAGUUGACGUACCAACGGAAGUCAAAACGUCUUCUUGUUCUCGCGUAAUGACGCCGUGAGAAGACGGACGGAUCUCAAACCUCCGCCAGAAAUACAGAGCAGAGACAUGAAAAUGUUUGUUACAGCUGUGUUACAACUUUGUUUGUUGGGAUGCAUCAGGAGCUGGGAUGACGAUAGUGUGCUGCUGCGAGACAUUCAGGCAUUGACUCUGUACAAGAAUCGCUACACUACAGCGAGGCGUUCCAGCCCAAUUCUUCAGCUGAAGUGUAUCGGAGGCUCAGCAGGCUGCCAGGUCUUCAUCCCACAGGUGGUCCAGUGUCUCAACAAAGGCUGGGAUGGGGUGGAUGUACAGUGGGAGUGCAAGACUGAUAUGGACAACAUGUACCGGUUUGGUCACACUGAGGUGAGCUGUGAGGGCUACAGUCAUCCUGCUGAUGCCUACAUACUUAAAGGCUCGUGUGGACUCGAGUACACCCUGGAACUGACCAAUGAGGCUAAGAGGAGGGCUCAAGGCAGCUGGGGUUCCAACUGUGAAUUCAAAGGAUUUAGAGGUCUUGGUGGAUUUGCCUCCUGUAUCUUUAAUGGCUUUUCUGGAAAUGGGCAUCGGCAUCAGAGCUCAAACCACCCAGGCAGUGAGGACUCUGCAGACCUCCUUAUUGUUGCAGUGCUUCUGCUCUUAGCCUUUGGCAUCUACAAACUGUUCCUCAGUGACAACACGGUCAGGUCGGUGCAAGAUGGGGAACAGGCAGGGUAUACCAGAGAGGGUCAUCAUGGCUCCAUGGCAGGACCACCCCCCCCAGGUUUCAAACCUGACUUCACAGACUAUCCUGGUGCCCACCCAGGCUACAGUUUCCACAGUAGUCACAAACAACAGUACCCAGGAAGCCAGGCUGCUUCCAGCACAGGUGGGGGCUUCUGGACUGGUCUUGGAACGGGAGGGGUGCUAGGAUAUCUUUUUGGUCACCAGAGAAGCCAGACCUACAACUAUAAGUACUACAGUGACACUGGCAGCAGUCGUCCUCUUGCAAGGGACCCAUCCUCCUCUGGGACACGCAUCACCUCAGGUUUUGGGGGAACCAAGAGAAGAUAGAGGCUGUGGAAGAGGAUGCUUCCUCUACAAUGGAUGGGGUGGGGAUGGGGUGGGGGUGGGGGUUGGGGGGUGAAGCCUAUCUCAGCUGACUCGGGCGAAGGCAGGGGACACCCAGGACAGGUCGCCAGUCUGUAGCAGAGGCACAACCCUGGUCCAUCCAUUUUAAGAUUCUUCAGUUUAGUUAUGUAGGUGACCACUGAUGGUAAGAACGACGUGCAUAUUCACUUUACAGUAAUAUGGAUCACAAUGCACAACUUAAAAAGACAAUGAUAAAGCCAAACCUUAUUCAUUCAGAGUGGUGAUUUUUGUACAUUUGUUACAGUUGAUACAUGUAAGAGAUAGGCCAUUAAUCCAAGAAAGAGAUCCAAUUGCAUUCAGUUCUCUUAUGUCUCCAGUAUGAGAUUGAACUUUAACGGUGUUUGCUGCUCUACUAAGGCAGCAAGAGUUACAUAUGUCCUCUAAAGAAGGUAGGCAACCGCCGAUGAUCCUCUGGGCGAUGUUGACGAUCCUUUGAAGGGCUCUAAUGUCUGCUGCUGGUGAACCACACAAUGAUACUUCCACCUGGGAGAAAACAGCAACAAGCCGUAGUCCAUUAUCGACUGAGUGGCACUUCUAGAAAGUUUUAUAGGGGCAGCCAGAUUGGGCCAUAGAAAAUAUUGGGGUCAUUAAUCAAGAACAAAAGCCAUUAUUGAAUUUCAGGAAUUCUACUUUGCUCCUGUUGUCUAGUGGCUAGUUACAAAACAAAACAAAACCGUAUAUUGUGGUAUCAUAUUAUACAGUUAAUGUUCUUGUAACUGAUGUAGAUGGAGUAAUACUGGUUCAGUUAAUAUUUUGGUUAUUUGGAUGACAUUGAUUUAAAAUUGCCUACGAAAAUGCUGCAGUGUGUUUGACUUCACCCAUAUGGGAACAUUUCCACAGUUUGUUGAAGUUUUCUUAAACAAUGAAAAUUCUGUCCAUAUAUGAUGAUAACUGGGUGUCCAGGGUGUCCCCCGCCUGCGCCCCGAGUCAGCUGGGAUAGGCUCCAGCCCCCCUGUGACUCUAAUGAGGAUUAAGCGGUGUAUAGAGAAUGGGUGGAUGGAUUAUGGUAACUGAUCUUACUACAGCCACUUAGGGUGCUGUUUUCAUUGUUACUAAGCUACCCGUUGCCAUAGUUUCAUAGGUACUGUAAUGAUUACAGACAGCACAUUCUAUAUGAACCCACUUGCACUGUAAUGUUCUUGCUGUGAAAUGGAGAAACUUUCCAAGGAAAUUGAUAUGACAGAAAAAUAUUUAGACUUUAAUAAACAGAUUUGAAUUUCACAGUAAAACAGUAUCUGGAUGUUCCUUGUAUGAUUUCUGACAGAUAAAUCCUGAUAAGGCCGCAGCCAUGGAUUGGUAGUAGGAUCGCUAUCAUUUGAUCGUCAGCAAGAAGCUGACGUAGCGUUCAUUUGUUGUCAUAGUUACAGUGAUGGCAUGCCACUAUAUCACAAUGAUACAGGAAUCCUUAACAAAUCCGUGGAUCCAGGCUAUAAGUCGCAUCACUGCCAAGAUCUAAUCGCUUGGUCCUUGUGUCAUUUCUGACCUUCCCUGAAAAUUUUAUACAAAUCCAUUGGUCUAUUUGUGAGUAAUGUUGCUAACAGACAGACAGACAAACAAAUGUACCCCAAUCGUCCCACAACUUUGGUGCAUUCCUUGGCAGAGUAGAAAUGAUGAUGGAUUUUUUUUAAAAGAGUCCUAAAUAAAUAAAUUACUUGUUGAUAAAUAUUUACUUACUUUUUCUUCUUUCAGCAUCAAGCCUGUCCCUCUUUUAAAAGAAGUUCUCCAGAUACUUAUAUUUUUAAUUAAUUUUGGCAGAUUGGCAGCUUCAUUUAACAUUAAGUGUGGUAAACAAGCCCAGGCAGAAGCGACAGGAAGGCAAUUUAGUUAUUUUUCAAAAUAAAACACCCUGCAGCCUUCACCAGAAAUAAAAUCUAUAAUUAAAUCAUCUUCAUUCUCUCUGUGCGGCCAGAUACCAGUCCGCGUCCCGCUGGUUGGGGACCACUCCUGGACACCUCUAGCCAAAACACAGCGUUCUGGAAAUGGCAAAUGAAAAAGCUGCACACUAUUAUCAAUGAACAUGAACUGGCAAACAAUAGAAGGGGAUCUUAAACAUUUUGACUGACUUGCCUGAAAAUGAAAAUGGUUCUUUGGCCUUCAGGAGACUCAGUUGGAAAAUUUGACUGGGUUUUCCAAAACUACACACACACAAAUUGAACAAAUAAUUUUUGAAACCUAAAUAGCACAAUUUAAUUCAAUUUUAUUUGAUUUAUAUAAUGCUAAUUACAGUUCAAAUUAUCUCAAGAUGCUUUACAGAACCCAUAACCCCAGAGCAAGCCCUAAGAUGACAGUGGCAAGAAAAAAACCCUUUCGCGGGAAGAAACUUUGAGCAGAACCCGACUUUUAUAUGGGGGGACCCAUCUGCCGCUGGCAGGCAGGUUGGGAGCAUAGACCAGUCCUUCCAGGAUUUCGCGGGCGUUUUUGACGAUUGUUGCGGCCGAAAAUGCCUGAAUUCUCGGCAGCUUUUCUAAAAAAUUGCAAUAAAAGUUGCGAUGUUUUAAUCUUAUUUGUUGUGAUGAAACUGCGGGAGACAGUGACAACUGCUAAAAAGCUGCAUUUUUCCUGCUUGUAGAACAUGUUUCAACGCUCUAAUUGACAAUAUUUAUUCCAAAAUUAAUUAUUUUGCAUUCCAACCCAUUUCCACAAGCUGGCUGUUAUGUAUUGAUAUUAAAAUAAUAAUUCACCUAAACAAAUAAUUAAAAAAUAUUUACAGUGUAAUAGCACUAUUUUAUGUUACACCUAAAAAUGGUAUUACCUGUGCUUAGCCAGCGGAGUAAUAUGUGACAUUGUAAUGUGGCAGUCGUUCAGUAAAGAAGCUGUUGAACUUUA
Acanthochromis polyacanthus (spiny chromis) is the source of this 4197-nucleotide messenger RNA. RefSeq names its product store-operated calcium entry-associated regulatory factor (gene saraf). NCBI's taxonomy places the organism in Eukaryota, Metazoa, Chordata, Actinopteri, Pomacentridae. The record is from RefSeq and is a predicted model, not a curated record. The transcript has 7 exons. Gene Ontology annotation, biological process: regulation of store-operated calcium entry. Gene Ontology annotation, cellular component: endoplasmic reticulum membrane. Bases 310 to 1293 code for a protein of 327 amino acids.